AUGACCACUGAAGGACUAGUAGUUCCAGCAUUGUCUACUCAACAAGAUGAUUCUACGUUUGAGUUUGAUAAAGUUUGUUCCAAGACCGUUGUCAGAAGUCAUUUGGGCCUUCCGAAUGAUGCAACCGAUGAUCAAGUCAUAAAGAGAAUUAGAGAAUAUUACAACAUUAGUGAAAUAUGUAAUUUUUUGAAGCAAAAAGUCGAAGGGCAUGAACUUGACAUGAUCCCCAAAUAUAAACAUGUUACGCUUCAGUUUCCAGAUUCUUUGAUUUGCGAUUCUGCUUCUAUUGUACAUGAACUACAAAGAGAAUUAGGACUUAUGCCUCGCACCGAGGAUUCUAGCGAAGUCAAGUGUUCUGCUGAUAGUUGCUGUAAGACGGGUAAAGUUGAAUCUCCUUUAUCUCAAAAGCUUUGGAUAUUAGCAGAUACAUCAUAUUCAUCAUGCUGUAUUGAUGAAGUCGCAGCUGGCCAUGUUAAUAGUGAUCUUGUUAUACAUUUUGGUGAUGCCUGUCUUAAUGUUGUAGAAUCAUUGCCAGCAGCAUAUGUGUUUGGUAAGCCAAGCUUGAAACUUGAUAGUGUGAUUACUCAAUUUAAGGAAAUUUAUGCAAAUAGAGAUCUGAAAAUAUUGAUUAUGGCAGAUGCGCCACAUACACAGUCUUUGAAUCAAUUAUACAAUAUUUUAAAACCUGAGUAUCCAAAUUUGGCUUACGCAGACUUGUACUUAAAUCCAUCGUCUAAUGCAAGUAUUAUUGGCUACGACCCUUGCCCAUCUCAAAGUUCGAUUUUGAAUGUCUUGAAUAGAACGAUUAUCGGGUUAGAUAAUGGCGAUAUAGAUACUGAUAUUGAUACUAUUUUAUUAGAGCAUGAUCUAUUUCAUAUAGAGGUUCCUGCUGUUCCACGUUUAUUGCAGCUCACAACUAGAUUUCAAUCGGUCACUACGUUUGAACCAAAAUCUGGAUUGGCAUCCCAAGGCCCAUACCCUAAAUUAAUGCGUCGUUAUAGAUAUAUGCAUAUGGCUCGUUCAGCAGGUACUGUUGGUUUAUUGGUGAAUACUCUAUCUUUGGCGAAUACAAAAACUUUGAUAAAUAAAAUAGGUCAGAAAAUUAAAGAGGCCGGGAAAAAGCAUUACGUAUUUGUGGUUGGAAAGCCUAACGUAGCGAAGUUGGCUAACUUUGAAAAUAUUGACAUAUGGUGUGUUUUAGGUUGCGACCACCAAGGGAUUAUUAUAGAUGAGAAUAAUGAAUAUUACAAGCCCAUUGUUACUCCUUAUGAAUUAUUGUUGGCAUUAAAUAAAGAUCAGAAUUGGAGUGGAAAAUGGGUUACUGAUUUCAAUAAGGUACUAGAAGAUAUGAGUUUAGAAGACGAGAGAAACAAGCAAGAGAUUAAUGAUGGAAGUGAUAAUAAUGAAGAAGAUUCUGAUGAUGAAGCUCCAGAAUUUAACCCUGUUACUGGCCAGUAUGUUAGUACGUCUAAACCAUUAAGAAAAUUACACCAUUUACAAAUCUCUUCUCAGGAACAACACCCUGAAUUAGAUAAUGAGGGAUCUCAAGAUUUAGUGAAGAAGUUUUCUAGUGCUGUUGCAAUUAAGGAUACCGUAUCUACAUCUGCUAUGCAUUUACAAACGAGGCACUGGACCGGUUUAGGAAGUGAUUUUCAGCAAAAUGAUAGUGACGAGGAAGCAAAUAACGAAGAUGGUGCCCUUGUUGAAGACGGUAGAGCAGGAAUCGCAAGAGGUUACGAUUAUGAUAGAGAAACAAAAUUUCAAUGA
This is a messenger RNA of Debaryomyces hansenii CBS767, 1767 nucleotides long. RefSeq names its product DEHA2F05830p. Bases 1 to 1767 code for a protein of 588 amino acids. Lineage: Eukaryota; Fungi; Ascomycota; Pichiomycetes; Serinales; Debaryomycetaceae. The transcript has a single exon. Gene Ontology annotation, biological process: protein histidyl modification to diphthamide. The record is from RefSeq and is a predicted model, not a curated record. Gene Ontology annotation, molecular function: 2-(3-amino-3-carboxypropyl)histidine synthase activity.